AACCGAACACAAACAUAUCCUUGAGUUACCAUUUGUGAGACGCCAGAGACAAGUCGAUGUACGUGAGCUUUUGCUGUCCCCUCACUUACUGUUUGUCAGGCACCUCAACAACAUCACAAAUAGGACUGGACCUUGAUAAUACCCGCUUGUUCUGUACCGUAGACGGAUCCCAGCGACACCUUCCUGACGACAACCCCUUUUUACUUGGGGGAUCCUUCUGAAGCUAACUACAGUGACUACAGUGCACCAUCAGCUAACUACAGUGCACCAUCUAUGUCUUCCAAAGGAUAGGCCAUCUCACCUAAACACGACACCUGCGUCUAGUUCAAUAUGUUAUACUCCAGUCCGAAGCCCACCGCCUGCGGCAAGAGGACUUGGUGGGAAAUAGAAAAUGGUUUGAGUCCUGAAGCUUCACCCACUAGGAUAACACGGCGUGGGCGUAUGUGUAAUGACCACGGAGCACAGCAGGAAGACGGUUACCAGCGGGUAAUCUCCAACUUCCUGGAGACUCUGCACCUGCCUGAUGUAGAAGCUCCCUACGAACCAGUUAUCGAAUCUAUUAAUCCGGAUGAUGACGUCAGGCCCUUGAAUAUAUCACAUUCUCUGCCAACACCAUGCGGGAAGGUCACUCCGUUUAUUGUGGCACCGUUACCGGUUGUGCAGAUCAACACAAUGGCAUCAGACCAAAUUACUGGUAGUCUUAGCCAAGAAGUUGCUGGUCCACAGCCGCAGCAACCUCCUGCCAAACGUCGACCAGGCAGACCCCCCAAACCUAAACAGCAGCUUCAACCCAAGAAGAUACCCAAGAUAUGGGAGUUCGUCCACGACAUGCUGCAGGACCCAGCCACCUGCCCCUCAGUUGUCCGCUGGGAGGAUGAGAAGAACGGCAUCUUCCGUUUCAUAGACCCCAAGAAGGCCGCCAGUCUCUGGGGUGACCUAAAGGAAAACCCAAAGAUGAGUUACGAGAAGAUGAGUCGGGCUCUAAGAUACCACUACACGAGUGAAGCUUUAGAUGUUGUUAGAAAUAGACGAUUAGUUUACAAGUUUGGGAAAAAGGCACACAAGAACAACAAGAAGCUGACACCGUUACUCUGAGAUGGUUCUUCAUUAUGUUAGUUUUUAGUGCACUGUGCAUUGGUACAUUUAGUGCAUUGGUUAAGAUGAUUUCUAAUGUACAAACACUAACGUUGUACAGUGUCAUAAUAUUCGUAAAUAGUGAAGCGACACAAAAUAUCGAAAAUACACAUUAAACCAGCCGGGUAUCAAGUUAUCUAUAGCCGUAAUUUGCACUGCCAUGUGUAAGCGUCAGACAAGGCUGCUGCCUGUCACCUUUUCAUUGUAUGUAUCUUUAUUUGUAUGGAUGUAAUUACUGCACGUGUACUGUAUAUAAUUUUUUUAUGCUAUCGUUGCCAAGUUAAUUACCGUUGACCUUCUAGGACACAAAAGUAUGGUAAUAAUCUUUAUGGGCCAAAAAGGAAAAAAAUCGGUCACAGUAGAGCAGACUGCUAACACCAGAAGGAAUUGUUCGAUUUCCUUCAUUUUCCCUACAUAUUUUGUUUGGAUGAUAGUAAGUAAAUAAAACGAUACGAUAACUUUUGGUAAAGUAUUUAAUUUUGUAUUUGUUCUAUCUACUAUCAUAAAUACACCUGUAGUGGGCAGGGUAUGAAGGAUGAGGGAAAUUGCUGGUAAAAUCCGGCGAAAAACUGAUCAUACGACACUAAAAUAAUGUCUCUGCAUGCUUUGUAAGCAAAGAAAUUAAUUAUUUAACAAAUACUCAGCCGAAAAAUCUACCACGUCGGCACGUGUUGUCGACCACUCUUUGUUUCAGUGCAACAACCGAACCGCUCGGUCUGAGCAUUCUCUCACAUCCACAUAAAACGAAAAAUUACACAAUGCCAUUUCAAGAAAAUUACUUUCAUUAAUACCGAAUUUCAACGAAAAUUCUUUGUUUAAUAUGCUCUAGAAAGUUAGGUAGGUUUCUUUGGUUAGGUCAGGUUCGAUUAUUUUUUAUUAUUAUUGUCGUAUCGUUUCUAUUACUAUCAUCCAAAGAACACGUGUUGAGAAAAUGAACGACAUCGAGCAGCUCCUUCUGGUGUUUGCCGUCUGCUCCACAUUUACCAAAUUUUCCAAUUGUCUCACUCGUUCUGUACUGGAUGUCAAGAGAAUGUCUUUCCUAACAGUCGUCAACUGAGCACUGACCCAGGGCAGUGUGAAGGAGUGAGAUGAGGGGGCGGACAAUCAACAAUGCAUCAUAGUACAAUGCUCUGAUUUAUAUACUUUUGUUAAUGGAAAUUUUCUUUUUGUAUAUCUGUAAUAAGUUCGUUCAUGUAUUUAUUAAAUUAAAACUAAAAACACA
Homarus americanus (American lobster) is the source of this 2356-nucleotide messenger RNA. RefSeq names its product ETS homologous factor-like. The transcript has 6 exons. Gene Ontology annotation, cellular component: nucleus. Gene Ontology annotation, biological process: cell differentiation; regulation of transcription by RNA polymerase II. Gene Ontology annotation, molecular function: DNA-binding transcription factor activity, RNA polymerase II-specific; sequence-specific DNA binding. NCBI's taxonomy places the organism in Eukaryota, Metazoa, Arthropoda, Malacostraca, Decapoda, Nephropidae. Bases 331 to 1095 code for a protein of 254 amino acids. The record is from RefSeq and is a predicted model, not a curated record.